Messenger RNA from Morone saxatilis (striped sea-bass), 3641 nucleotides. RefSeq names its product heparan-alpha-glucosaminide N-acetyltransferase (gene hgsnat). Lineage: Eukaryota; Metazoa; Chordata; Actinopteri; Moronidae. Bases 501 to 2246 code for a protein of 581 amino acids. The transcript is spliced from 18 exons. The record is from RefSeq and is a predicted model, not a curated record.
AAUUUAUAACUAAUAUUAUAUUAGUAGUAGCUAAUAAUAUCACACACCAACCAGCAGAAGAUUUGCCACGAUAUAUAUGUUGUUUAGGUGUGUUAUUUAAGGGUUAUUAAGUCGUAAAACCUGUUAGCUCGGGGUUAACUGCACAUAAACUCAAAGAAGCAGUAGAUGGUCCAAGAAUGAGCUCCAGUCGUUUGAACUUCCCUCCUGGGGGUAGUUCACGGAUUAAUUCAGCAUGUGACCACGAGGCUCUGCAGCCGUAACUUCAGCCCUCUCACAUGCUCUCCUCUUCCAGGCAGCAACGUUAGCUGACUGGCUGCAGCUAGCAGUCAGAUCGGGCACUUUAUUUAUUACUCUGGCUACCUGUCUCUCGUCCCUAACGAUAGCAGCGAACCAUAGGUUUGAGAUUGAUUUGCCAGUUGGUUUCGACUGAUCUGCACAAUCGUGUACUGCUGAUUCUUUCUCCAGCUGGCUUCCCUCAUCACAAGCACAUAGCCCUGAAGAUGGACGAGGCAUUCCUGACAGUCAACAAUGAGUUGGACACUGAGGUGGUGGUGUCCUGGAUGUCAGAGCGCUGCUACCAGUGUUUGUACCAGCAGCUCGGGGUGGUACCUGCAGGGUCCAGUCCUGGCCAGCCCGGUUCAGUAGACUUUGUUGUGAGCACACAGCAUGAAAUUACACUACAGCUCAACAGCACUCCUGUCAACCUGGAGCUCUGCACGGUUCCAUUCCACUUUGGGGAGCAUGGGAACUACUCUGUGUGGGUGAAAAACCUGAAUGACUCGUCAGUGGUGAACUGCUCCCUAGUGACCCAUGCAGACCCCGUCAACAGCUACAUACCGAUCUUGGUAGCUUUCCUUAUCUUUGCUGGACUGGCCUUGGUUUCUGCUAUUGGGAAAACAAUAUUAGGGCUGGAUGCCGUGAAGGCUAUCCUCUUCCGAAUUAGCGGCACCAUGGAGACAGAGAGGCUCAUCAACUCUGAGCUGGGAUCCCCGGGCAGGACAGGGGCACCAGUUACUGACAACAUCCUCCCUCCACCACCCAGCCCCAGCAAGAGGCUGCGAUCUCUGGACACAUUCAGAGGUAUCUCCUUGGUCAUUAUGGUGUUUGUGAACUAUGGAGGGGGAAGAUACUGGUUCUUUAGACACGAAAGUUGGAAUGGCCUUACUGUUGCAGAUCUAGUCUUUCCUUGGUUUGUGUUCAUAAUGGGGACAUCCAUCGCCCUGUCAAUGAACGCCAUGCUCCGUGCAGGCUCGACCCGCCGCUCAUUGCUGGUGAAAAUUCUUUGGAGGAGCCUGCAACUCUUCAUCAUUGGUGUCUUUAUCAUCAACCCAAACUACUGCCAGGGACCAUUAUCUUGGAACAACCUGCGGAUCCCAGGAGUGUUGCAGCGCCUGGCCUGGUCAUACCUAGCUGUAGCCUGCCUGGAUCUGUUGGUGGCGAGAGGUCAUCUUGAUGUCAUUCCAACGGAUGCUUGGUGGUCUCCUGGUCUUGACAUCUUGCUGUACUGGCCGGCCUGGUUGUGUGUGCUUCUCUUAGAAAUGAUCUGGCUCUUCCUCACUUUUGCACUUCCUGUACCAGGUUGCCCAACCGGCUAUCUGGGUCCAGGUGGGAUUGGGGACAUGGGCCUGUAUGCUAACUGCACCGGUGGAGCGGCUGGUUUCCUUGAUCGAUGGCUGCUUGGAGAAAACCACAUCUACCAGACACCUUCGUCACGGGUGAUCUAUGCAACUCAUAUGCCAUAUGAUCCGGAAGGUGUUCUUGGCAGCAUCAACUCUAUCCUCAUGGCUUUUCUUGGAUUACAGGCAGGAAAAAUAAUCUUACACUACAGAGAUCUCCACACAAGUAUAAUGUCAAGAUUCCUUAUAUGGGGUCUCGUAUUGGGAGUCAUAUCAGCAGUUCUGACCAAGUGUUCCACAGACCAGGGCUUCAUUCCUGUCAACAAGAAUCUAUGGUCUCUGUCCUAUGUGACAACACUGGCCUGUUUUGCUUAUGUGCUGCUAGUGCUGGUCUACUACACAGUGGAUGUGAAGAAGUGGUGGUCUGGAGCACCUUUCUACUACCCUGGUAUGAACUCCAUCCUUGUGUACGUGGGCCAUGAAGUGUUUGAGGAGUACUUCCCCUUCCGCUGGCAAAUGGCAAACAGCCAAUCCCACACAGAGCACCUCACCCAGAACCUCGUGGCUACUUCCUGUUGGGUCUUUAUCUCCUAUGUGCUCUACAGAAAAAAGAUAUUCUGGAAAAUUUAGAAGUGAGCCAGACAACAAUACCAGAGGACAUUGUUUACAUCUGAAUUGCUGGAGUUCUGAAAUCAUUUGGAAAGCGGGAAACAGGAGACUGAUUGAUUUUGUCAAAACUAUGUUGAUUCUCUGUCUCUGAACAUAUAUGGGUUUUUUCUUUUAAAUACCGUUUUUUUGUUUUGUUUUUCAGUGUUAUCAAUUUUUAGCUACUACUUUAUAGGACCAAAAUGUUUAAAGGCUCAGAUAUGAAGCAACUGACCCCUGCCAAAUAUCUUAACUGACUCAGGAAGAACUUGUCCAAGAAUAGUUUUAGCACUUGAGAACUAUGAAGACCGACGUCCAUCUGUUGUUCGACUGUGUGUUAUAGAUGCUGGUUUUCAUUCCUCAUAUAACAGCAGCGGGGUGUUACAGUAGUGGUUUAACAAGCCCUUGUGGACUUCCCCUUGGGAGAAUCCCUUACUGCCAUCUUAAGCACUGUUUCAUUACUCUGAAAAAUGAAGUGGGUUUUUUGUGAAAUUGACUCUUCAAGAGCCACAGAGGAAAAAGGCUACCAAGAAUGAUUGUGAUCUUUUGUCAUUUCGGAAGUGAUAUCUCAACAAGGGGAAACAGUAUGUAGGGGUUUUGAAAUAUGAAAGUUAAACUUCAAUAUGUCAUUCCUCAGUUGUCUGUGCAGUUUAAUCAUUGUUUAUUAUUCUCAGUGUGUAGGCUUGCUGAAGUGCAAGUGUUUUCCAUUGGCAAUCCUCUGCUCCCCCUCCCUCAGCAAGUGCCCAGUUUGACAUAUGAUGCUUCGUGUUACCAAGGGGAAGUGAAGAAGGUCAUGUCAGAUGACUAUUGAAACCAACUGGAGGUUGCUUGUUUGGCAUUUUGUUAAAUUCAAAGCAUGCAUGAAUGUUUCUUUUUGAUUAGGUUUUCAAAAGGAGAAGUCACAGAACUCCCCCUUUCAGCACUGGCAGAAAUGAUUUUCCUUGCUUUUGCCAAAAGCUGGUUAUUUUUGGGUCGCCAUUUUUUCACAUUUUGUCAAAUGUGUCAUGAAUUUUGAAAGAAAUCUGUUCAACUGUAUGUUGCCCGAGUACAGUAGUUUAAUUGUGAGAACAAAAUGAGAAAAUAUAUAUUUGAUGAUGUUUUAUCUCACCAUAAAACUGGCGCCAUUACACCCUAACUGUGCCACUUCUACAAUUGACGGUUAACAUAAAUAAUACUUUUAUUAACACGUUUUGCUAAAUUAUAUGUUCAGUCUAUAAGACUAUCCGAAUGCUGUUUGAGAUUUUGGAGCAAUUGUUCAUCUAGUAAUAUCUAAAUUGAUGAAAUUCAUUUAGUUAAACUUUUAUACAUUUAUUUUUUUAUAUUCACCAUGUGACUUUGUUGAUGUAAUAAAACAUAUUCCAAAAUAUUAUUACUGUUCAC